This is a messenger RNA of Carassius gibelio (silver crucian carp), 1192 nucleotides long. Its product is annotated as oligoribonuclease, mitochondrial. NCBI's taxonomy places the organism in Eukaryota, Metazoa, Chordata, Actinopteri, Cypriniformes, Cyprinidae. The record is from RefSeq and is a predicted model, not a curated record. Gene Ontology annotation, cellular component: mitochondrion. The transcript is spliced from 7 exons. Gene Ontology annotation, molecular function: 3'-5'-RNA exonuclease activity; nucleic acid binding. The coding region runs from base 26 to 811 and encodes 261 amino acids.
ACACUUUCCUUUGGAAAACGGCAAUAUGCGGGAACACAUGUUGCGCGCGGUAUGUGUUCCUGCAUUCAGAGUCUUGACUCGAGUUUGUGUGGCAUCACAGCCGUUUAAAGCACCCCCGCCGUUGUUUACCGCCCAAAACUUCUCUCUCUUCAGCCCAUGUACCUCUGUGCUCUUUAAGGGUUUGAUGUCAAGGCGACCUCACGGCAGGAAGAUGUCUCUGUCUUUGGCCCAGCGGAUGGUCUGGGUAGAUCUGGAGAUGACAGGGCUGGAUAUAGAGAAGGACCGGAUUAUUGAGAUGGCUUGCAUCGUUACAGAUUCGGACCUUAACGUCAUUGCAGAGGGGCCAAAUCUGAUAAUCAACCAACCAGACGAGCUGCUCGAUGGCAUGUCAGACUGGUGCAAAGAGCAUCAUGGGAAGUCAGGGUUGACUCAGGCUGUGAGGGACAGUCACAUCAGUCUCCAGCAGGCGGAGUAUGAAUUCCUGUCUUUCGUCCGGCAGCACACUCCACCCGGACAGUGUCCUCUCGCAGGGAACUCCGUUCACGCCGAUAAGAAGUUUCUGGAUAAGUACAUGCCACAGUUCAUGCGACAUCUGCACUAUCGCAUCAUAGAUGUGAGCACCAUUAAAGAGCUCUCCAGACGAUGGUAUCCAGAGGAGUACAGUGUCGCACCGCAGAAAAAAGCAUCGCACAGAGCGCUGGAAGACAUCCAGGAGAGCAUCAAAGAGCUGAAGUUUUACAGAGCUAAUGUUUUCAAAGUGAAGGAGAAGAGAAAAAUAGUUGAAAAUGGUGAUAAGAAAUCUGAGAGAUAAUCUCCAAGCCGAUUUGGGGUGGCUUUAGGAUCUUGUGCCGAAUUCUCAUAUUUGGAGGAAAGCCUCUGUGAAUACUCCAGAGAAUGAUAGAGCAAAGCUUCAAGUUGACGUCCCCACUGUUUGUUUCCUGUUUCAUUUGUUGACUGCAAAUUAGUAAAAAAACAAAAGAGAGAAAAUCCAAAAAAGUUAAAAAUGAUGCAAAUAACUCAUUGUUAUGACCAAGUUCCUUUUUAUCCCUUGUGUUCCACUUUAGAAAUCUGAUUUGUUUCUGGAUCGUGUCAGUGUAUAGGUAAUGAAACAAAAGUGUGAUUGCAUAAGUUCUGUCUGAGAUUGGUUUCAUUACAUCCAUUGUUUUUCUGAAAUAAAAAUCUUUUGUUGUGA